Sceloporus undulatus (fence lizard) is the source of this 1149-nucleotide messenger RNA. Its product is annotated as low-density lipoprotein receptor-like. The transcript is spliced from 2 exons. Bases 436 to 822 code for a protein of 128 amino acids. Lineage: Eukaryota; Metazoa; Chordata; Lepidosauria; Squamata; Phrynosomatidae. The record is from RefSeq and is a predicted model, not a curated record.
AUCUGAAAUUCCAAAAGUUUUAGAAAGCUUAAUCCUUCAGAUGUUUUGGUCCGUGAUUCCCAUAACUUUUUACUAUUAGCCAUGCUGCAUGGGACUCAUAGGUAUUAUAGGCCACAUGUUGGGCCAGAGGUUUCCUAUUUCAGCUGCAUGCUAUAGGCCAGUGAUGGCGAACCUAUGGCACGCAUGCCAGAGGUGGCACUCAGAGCCCUCUCUGUGGGCACACAUGCUGUCACUCUUAACACAGAGUUUGCCAGAGUUUCUUACUAGAAAGCCAGAGAGAUGUGGCACUUUGCAAUAAAUAAGUGGGGUCUGGGUUGCAGUUUGGGCACUCGGUCUGUAAAAGGUUCACCAUCACUGCUAUAGGCACAAAUGGGAAGAAAACCAUGGCACUGGGGCAAGAGAUGCCACUAGGAGAAACAGGGCUCAGCAGGUGUAAUGUCUGUUGACAGAAGGGGGCAUGGGGUUAGCUGGCUCAAACUGAUAUUCUUCCUAUCUUUCUGUGUCUCUCCCUUCCCUUGUGCUGUUGUUAGGUUCAUGUACUGGACUGACUGGGGCAUGUCUGCAAAAAUCGCCAAAAGUGGCUUGAAUGGAGUGGACAACUUUUCCUUGGUGACAGAAGGUGUCCAGUGGCCUAAUGGAAUAACACUUGACUUAGUCAACCAGCGCCUCUACUGGGUAGACUCCAAGUACCACUCGGUCUCCAGCAUUGAUGUGGAUGGAGGAAACAGGAAGACCAUCCUUGUGAACGAGGAGAAAUUGGCUCACCCUUUUGCCAUCACAGUCUUUGAGGUGAGGCACAAUAUGCCUGAAUGCACUUGGUGAAUGUCUGUAGUCAAGAGAUGGAGCUUCAGGUUGAGAAUGUUGCAUUUGAGAGACUGAAUGAGCUCCUCUCUUCUUUCCCCUGAUUUGUUGCAAAACAUGCCCCUCUCCUCACCAAAAUUAUUGCUUAUCCAUUGUUGCUCCCUUUCUGCAAAAUGUCUGCUCUCUCUGUAUAAUUUCUCUUUUGGCAAGAUGAAUGUAGUUGCUUUGAAACUUGAAAUCUUCGGAACAACUGCUUCUAACUGUUUCUCUGGUUGGGACUUGGAAUAGCAGCUUACAAUUGCAGCAGUACAUUAACUGGGUUUAAUACUGCAGAAGCAGAACAGCAGG